CUUCACUUUACUCAAAGCAUUCGACUCAACGAACUUUCUAAAAUGGCUUCAGUAGUAAAAACUCUGUCCCUUUGCUUGUGCUUCUUUGCAUUUGUUACACUGGAAAUCAAAGCCCAAACCACCGACCGCACUUCGGAGUUUCAAGCUCUCUGCGAUAGAUACAGAACAGUGAUGAACGACUGUGAAGAAAGACUUCCCGGGCUAGUGACUGCUGAUGAGCAGGCUUUGCUGAAUUCCGCCGAUAAUAAUCAGGUGUGUUUGGAAGAGGAAGGUGAAACGGACUUUGCCGAUGCUUGUGAGAUCUUGGAGAGCGUUUGCAUCCGAGUUGUCUCGUGUCCCGCUUCAGCUCGUUUUAGACGUUCUUCCUCCGUCUCUGCCUCUGCUGAAUCAUCUGUUGAGUCUAGUGAAACAGACUAAGAAGUUCAUCGGCAUGGCGUGUCAAAGGUCGUUACUUUAUUGCCUUGGAAGGAGAUCAGAGAACAUUCUUCUGUUACCUGCUAGUUAUCAUCGCCACGUAAUCUCAAUAGUUGAACUUCAGAAUUCCUCAUAAAUUACGAUAUUUCAGAGUAAUUUUAUGUAUUUAUUCAUUAACUAGCCUUAGAAAAUGAAAUAUAAACCUGAAAUAAAUCACAUAUCAUAGUUUUUAACUUUGAAAUGCUUCGAUUCGAACAAUAACCAAUCAAGAUUUGCUGAUACUUGAAUACAUGAAUAAUUUGUAUACUGAAACUAUAAACGUUCAUAUCGUAAUAUGAACUUAAAUAUUUGUUCAUUUAUUUACUCUUUUCUUAAAUAGAUAUUGAAUCAGAGAGAUACUGUCCGUAGCUGCAUCGUGUAUUUGUUAAAGUUUAAUUACUAUCGAUUUGGUGUUUUUAUUUAUUUACCAAAUAUUUAUCUGACAAAAAUAUUGUCAAAAUGAUACUUAUUUUAAUCAUGUAUUUGUACAAAGUCUUCUAUAUUUUGUCUAUCAGGGUUAUAUUUCCAAAUCGACUGAUUUAUAGUGUAAAAUGUAUUUUUAACUUCAAAGAAAUCAUGUUUUCAUAUUCUAUGACUAUGUCCGGUUUCUGCUGAAAUAAACUAUACACUUCAACCAAAGAUCAUUAACUUUCUUCUGUAUCUAUUCGACUGUUUCAAAUGUGGAGAAGUGUUGUUUGUAUACAUCCUACUUCAAAUAGUAGAUUUAACAUGAAAUGAAUCAUAGCGUGUGAAAGCAUACAACAAGAACAUCAAUAUAAGUUUUAGAUGAGAGAGAU
Strongylocentrotus purpuratus (purple sea urchin) is the source of this 1250-nucleotide messenger RNA. RefSeq lists its product as uncharacterized. The transcript has 4 exons. Lineage: Eukaryota; Metazoa; Echinodermata; Echinoidea; Camarodonta; Strongylocentrotidae. The record is from RefSeq and is a predicted model, not a curated record. The coding region runs from base 43 to 417 and encodes 124 amino acids.